ACUCGUUCUCCAACUACAACUGACUGUACACAAAUACCAUAGAUAAAAGACUAGUUAAUGGUUUAGAGGGAUACUACGCUGGACAUAAAAAGAAGAAAAUAUAAACCGUCAGUCCAAAAUGGCAACGAUUCAUAUAAAUAGCGGGAAAAAUAAUUUAGAUUGUAAUAAAAAAACUAGUAAUGUUCAAAGUUUACCAUUUAAAAUUCAUGCAGAUUGUGAUGCCAAAGUUGAAAGAUAUUUCAAUAGUAAUAUCAGCACCAAAAAGUAUGGAACCUUGCAUGCUUCCUUUAGAGGAUACCCUUUAUCUGGAAAAAUAAUAGAUCUACCAGAUGGAUAUGUCGGAAUUGUUUUACACGAAAGUCUACGACCCGAAACUGACAAAUGUGAAAGGAAAUUUCAUGUUACCAAUAAGUUUUUAAAAAUCACGCAUUGGAAUUGGGAUAAAGAGCCUAGCGAUAAUGAUAUUAUAACUCAAGCACUUCAAUGGGUUGAUAUAGCAGAAGUUCUACACAGCCCAAUAAUAGAAGAAUGAAAGGAAGAUGGAUCAAAACUAGCUGUUUUGAUUCAAUUUCGGAUUCAAAUGUGCCUUAGAAAUGUAAAUUUUUUUAGAUAAUCUAGUUUAAAAAAGGUCAAAAAUGUAAAAUAAACAAUAAACCAAAUAUAAAAAGUA
This is a messenger RNA of Diorhabda carinulata, 670 nucleotides long. RefSeq names its product ribonuclease H2 subunit C. Gene Ontology annotation, cellular component: ribonuclease H2 complex. The transcript has 3 exons. NCBI's taxonomy places the organism in Eukaryota, Metazoa, Arthropoda, Insecta, Coleoptera, Chrysomelidae. Gene Ontology annotation, biological process: RNA catabolic process. The record is from RefSeq and is a predicted model, not a curated record. Bases 119 to 532 code for a protein of 137 amino acids.